UGCUUCCACCUCUCUGUCCAACCUGAGGCGUAAGGCGUAAGGCGUAAAGCGUGAAAGCGCGAAACUACUCCCAUAAACCGAGCAGGCAUCAGCUUCAGCAGCAGAGAGGUCACACGAUGCCCAGAGGUGUCCGCGUCUGGACACUGCUGUGUCUGCUCCUAUUAUACCAUGCCGCUGCUUCAAACGGUGCCCUGUUCCCGGUACGCAGACAAGAGGGUGAAGACGUACCACCAUCACCAUCACCACCGCCGUCACCAUCGUCGUCGCCUGCGCAAACGCUUUCCGAAAGCCAAGGCGAUCAGCGUAGUCGAACCUCAGGCUCUCCUCCUUCAAGCCUCGAAUCCAGUGCAAAUCUCCUCACGACCUCGGACACCCGGUCCACCGACCUGACUCCGUCCGCCGCCCCCACGAGUGACAUUGGUUCUAAGACGGAGGAGGACAUUCCCGAUAAUGUGAACAUCCCAGAGGGCGAGUUGCCUCUGCAACCCCAAAUUACGCCGGGAUGGGGAGUAGCAGGUGUCUUGAUGAUCUGUACAGGGAUCGUAUACGCCCUCGUGGGUAUCAAAACCGCACGCAUCCACGCCUUCUUCUCGACAGCCAUCUUGACAAGUCUGGGUACCGCCGUGCUCGUCCUUUACGUCACGGAGAUUCCGGUGUCCCUCGCCGUGCAAGGGGGAUAUGUCGCUGCCGCGAUGUUUACCGGCAUCAUGCUCGGGGGGGUCGCUACCUUCUUCAAAGAGCUCACCGCGAGUUUCGGCUGCCUGUUGGGGGGCUUUUGCUUGAGCAUGUGGCUGUUGUGUCUAAAGCCCGGAGGUCUGCUGCCCCAGACGACGACCAGGAUUAUUUUCAUCACCUGCCUCACCAUGGGUGCUUUCGCCCUCUACUUCGUCCGCUACGUCCGGCCUUACGCCCUCAUUGCCUCUAUAUCCUUCAGCGGAGCCACCGUCACCGUUCUCGGGAUUGACUGCUUCAGCCGCGCCGGACUUAAGGAGUUCUGGGCUUAUCUCUGGGACCUGAACCAAGACUUAUUUCCCCUGGGAACGAAAACGUACCCCGUGACUAGAGGCAUCCGCGUGGAAACGGCAGUCAUCGUUGUGAUCUCCGCUGCGGGCGUCUUCUCCCAGUUUAGGUUGUGGAGGGUCAUCAACCCCCGCCGUAUUCAGCGUGACGCAGAACGCGCCCAACAGCAGCGCGACCUCGCCGAAGAAGAGGAGAACGUCGGGCGCAGAGUACAGGCGCAAACUGACCAGGAGAAACAGCUGUGGGAGAAGAGGUACGGCGGCGGCACGCAGCCUGGAGCCAAUUCGAGUGGCUCCGUGCUCCUUUCUCCAUGCCAAACCGGGGAGAGGCGGAAUGGGAGCAUCCAUAGCCGUGGGUCUGGUGGACCGCAGUCAUCUAUCAAGGCCGAGACCGCCCAAGGGAAGGAGGCUCUACCUUCUUCUCGAGGAACCCCCCGGGUGUCCAGUGAUGGCGUCCCGGGUGCCUUAAUGGCCUCCGGAAACGACAAAGAUGGCGUUGUGACAGUCCGAGUAGCAGCAGACGAUACCCUUCCGGCAAUGCGACCAGGAAUCGCCAACCCCAACCCCGAGGAACUGGGUCCUCGAGGCCAGAGCCUGGAUCAGGCUCGGGGUCGGGAUCAGGAACCAACUGCGGGCGACGUUCCUCCAGCAUCUCCCCAGAAAGCCCAUUCGUUGCAAGAGAAGGUUGUAGCUCACCCUCCGCCCGUCGUGCCGCUUCCAUUCAAGGUCCCUACCCGGAACGAAGACAUGGGGACUGAGGCAGAGGAAGAUCGAUCGUCAGUCGCAACUUUCGCUUCCAGAGAGUACGACGACCCGCUCGUCGCCGACAAGCGUCAGUCGAUAGCCGAGGGAAUUUCCGAGCAUGCUAGAGACGUCCCCGGCCGAGUCUCACAAAGGAUAUCUCAUUCCAUGAAUCGCGAACCGGGCACUAGCCAGGAUCAGCUGGCCAUUCUACUGACACGAUCGUCUCGGGAUGUCGAUGAUAGGUCUGUCGCCGCAACUAUGGACGUUGAGAGUCUUUGGGGGGUCGAGGACUCGCCAUCGAGCCUAAGCCGGCGCAUUACCUCCGACCUUGGCGUCGAUCUUGUUCCUCAACAGGCUGCCGACCAAGAAGCGGACAGCGGCGUGGCGCCACAGUCGGCCGCAGUCCCACAAGCUGAAAUACAAUUACAGCAGGCGCCUAUGCCGUCGGACGAGGACGCCAAAGACUUGUCAACAGCCAAAAGUGCUGCGGCGAAGGCCCAUCUCAACAUGCCAAACACCAGCGAGACAGUACUGCCCGAGGGAACACGAGCCGACGACGAAUCACCCAAGCGUGCAGACGCAGGGACCGCAGCCAACGUGUCUUUAAAAAGGCCAAUGCCUCCGGAACCGUCUAUUCCAGGACCCCGGAACCCAAAGUCCGUGACAUCAGUUGAAUCCACGCCGGUUAGUUUGACGAGAGACCGGCUGCCGCAUGCGCUCUCUCGGGUGGCCAUGUCAUACCGCACGAACGAGUGGGCCAAGCAUCUCAGCCACGCAGACCUUCCAGAACCGGAACGAAUCCAGCUCGGGCAUCUCGAGCAGCCGCACCCUGUCGAAGGCACAGCAGACAGAAAGGGAGCAGAGGGUGUUAAGGAAGAAACGCCGGCUCCGUUGGAUGUGGACGAUUUGCAGCAGACAGCGAAAACAUGCGCCUCGGUGGCUCAGCUGCCAACGCAAAAUGACCCCAAGGCACGACCCUCUUCCACCGUCGGUGCAAAGCCAUCUCUUCGAGGCCAGGGCCCAAUCACUUUGGCCCGAAAUGCUUCGUCUGGGGCCACCACAAGAGUGGAGAGGCCCGGGACAUGGAAGAGCAUCUGUAGUACCACCUGGCCGUUAAGCGGCGAGCAGGCGGGUCAGGCCAUCGGGAACUCGGGCGAGUCGGGCCCGCCAUACCUGGCCGAAGCAGCAGCGGGACCGGAAAACUCGGCCAAGCGUUUCAGCGAUCAUACCUUGAUUGGACAGAGGGAGAUGCUCCUUCGGAGCAGAUCAAACCUUUACCCCCCGGGUUCGGCGACCAUGCCGAAUUUAUACCCCCCCGCAGCACGGGCGCCCAGCGAAGCCGGGUCCGUCUAUAACCAGCCGAUGCACUCCAUGUCCGGGCCGCUCCCGGCCGUCAUGGCUGACGACGACAUGCCUUUGAGCCAGCGCAAGGAGAUGAUUCGGCGACACAGCCUGCUGAGGAACUCAAACUCGUUCGCUUCUCGGCCGACCAGCGGUGUGAUGUAUUUCAAUCUUGAGGGCGAAGCCGUCAUGUCCACCGACCACCUCCCCCUGGGCCGACCUCAUCCUUGCGUCCCGUCGCUGCCGACGAGGGAUUUCCACCAGCCCUCGGUGUUCCGCCCGCCGGACCCGCGUUCGGGAACCCCGGUCCCGUUCCUCGGGGGCUUCGAGCAGAGGCCGGCCAGGGUCAGCAGUCGCGAGCACGAGGUGCAGCGCUCGAUGGAUGCGCAGCGAAGGGCGCUCAUGGGCCUCAAGGACGCGGAAGCCCAGAGGCGGGAGAGGGAGAGCUUGGUACGGGAGAUAGACAACCGGGCUUUUACGGCGCGGAUGCAGAGCGGUGACCUGCUCGAAGCGCAUCGCGACACGCUGCGGAGGAUGCAGAAGCAAGCGAACCCAAACCAGACAUAGGCGUCUCGUCUUUCGUGCUCUCGUUUCUCCUUGUUGGUCUUUUCGUUUUUCGUCUAUCUCUAUGCUUUUAAUCCUCUCGUUCGCUCUUUUUUUAUUUUCUUUUUCUCGAACCACAUUCUGUCAUGGUCAUUUAUGUGCACCAGUUAUUAGGGAGAAUAGUUUCAUUUCCAGAACAUU
Molecule: messenger RNA, 3848 nt
Organism: Sodiomyces alkalinus F11
Lineage: Eukaryota; Fungi; Ascomycota; Sordariomycetes; Glomerellales; Plectosphaerellaceae
Exons: 2
Coding region: 117-3671 (1184 amino acids)
Source: RefSeq, a predicted model, not a curated record